AUGGACUCGGUCGCUCAUCGACCAUGGGAGACAGCCUCGGGCCCUCAGACGCCCGCCGCUUCAAAUCAGACUCUACCAUCCAUAUCGACGCUGACUGCGAAUAUGAACGGGAUGAACUCGUCAGAGAAGUCGCCCGGGAACUCAUCGCUGAACACGAUUGAACGAGACUCGGGGAAUUGGUCCAUGCCCCAAAGCACAAGUAGGACUCCUCCCGGAGCGCAUGAGUUGCGGCGGGCUGACCCUGCAGGAUCUUCCACCUACUCGACCACGACCAAUGGCACCGGCAACAACUAUCCCUCUCUCACCUUUUUGACCUCGACCUCGCAACCUUCACCAAACCGAAAUCACCCUGCGCCCGCGCCCGACCGUUCGCCCUAUGGGCACGACCAAUCCACCCCUUCCUCGGCUGGCGCGCAGCAGCCAUCUCCGAGCUAUAACACCUCGCAGCCAAAUGGCGCGCUUCCCUCGAUCAACCAGAAUUAUGACGCCUCGUCACAACGGGGUAGCGUCGCCGAAGUAACGGAAUCGCGUCGCAGCUCUAUCGACAGUCGCAUGAACCAGGGGAUCAGCUCACUCGCCAUCAACCCGGCGUCACCCUACCACAGCACCAAUGCGUCACAGUCCUCGAUCGUGUCCAGUCUGCAGCGGGAACGCGGAAUAACCAACGACAUGAAUUCCUACCGGGGACCGCGCUACUCCGGUGGCAGUCAACCUCUGUCUCCCUUGGGACCUCGCCCGGGCGAGCCCCGAAACUUCCAAGCAGGGCGCAGCGCACCUCCGAUUUCUUCUAAUCCGCGCUCAGAGAUUUAUAACGCCGAGGCGCCGACGGCAGGUAUGGCGUAUGCUUUCCCCGAUCCCGACGUGGCGCGGUCCAGCUCGAUCUCGUCCAACGAGAACACCAACCCCCCAUUCUCCCGAAAAGGCAGUACGGCGGAGUCGCUGAGUAGCAUGUACUCCGAGUCGCGCAUGCCUCGUGGACAACAUGGUAAGUUCUGCAUUUUGGCGUCUCGUUUGACACCGUGCUCACCCGAUGUUUCAGAACUGCCGCAAAACGUACAUCACCAUUCGCUGCAGCACAAGCAGGUUCGGGAUUUGAUUGGUGAAGCCGAUGGCAAUACGCCAUAUAGCCGUACCCCGGAAUUACGCGUCACACAUAAGCUCGCCGAGCGCAAGCGACGAAGCGAGAUGAAGGACUGCUUCGAGGCCCUGCGCGUGCGUCUUCCCCAGGCGCAGAACAACAAGUCCAGCAAAUGGGAAACGCUCACUCGGGCCAUCGAAUACAUCAGUUCCCUUGAGAAAUCACUUGGCCAAACACGGCGAGAGAACUCUCUCAUGCGCACACAGCUCGAGGAGAUGCAAGCGCAAUUAAACCAGCAACAGGCCAACGGGCCCUCACGAACUCCUUCGAUCUUCGAGCACCACAUGUCGGCCACCCCGACCAACGGCCAGCAAGGGCCUGUGUUUGGUGGAUUUGGAAAUGGGUCUAACAUGGCCCAUGAACAGCCUCGCACUCUACCGCCGCUCAUGAACGGCUCUGUGGCCCCGAUGCAGGGAAUCCAGUACACCGACGAGCGACGGUAG
Penicillium atrosanguineum is the source of this 1581-nucleotide messenger RNA. RefSeq lists its product as uncharacterized. Gene Ontology annotation, cellular component: RNA polymerase II transcription regulator complex. The transcript has a single exon. Gene Ontology annotation, molecular function: protein dimerization activity; DNA-binding transcription factor activity. Bases 1 to 1581 code for a protein of 526 amino acids. Gene Ontology annotation, biological process: positive regulation of transcription by RNA polymerase II. The record is from RefSeq and is a predicted model, not a curated record. Lineage: Eukaryota; Fungi; Ascomycota; Eurotiomycetes; Eurotiales; Aspergillaceae.